Messenger RNA from Anthonomus grandis grandis, 1176 nucleotides. RefSeq names its product procathepsin L-like. The record is from RefSeq and is a predicted model, not a curated record. The coding region runs from base 104 to 1075 and encodes 323 amino acids. Lineage: Eukaryota; Metazoa; Arthropoda; Insecta; Coleoptera; Curculionidae. The transcript is spliced from 4 exons. Gene Ontology annotation, cellular component: lysosome. Gene Ontology annotation, molecular function: cysteine-type endopeptidase activity.
AUAAAAGCCUGUUUUUGCCACAUUUUCAUAUGCAGUUAUAAGAGUAAGCGGUAAAGCAAAAGGUGAAUGUUAAUAUUUAUUUCAAAUUAUCUGUAAGCCGAUUAUGUCAAAUAAAAUGUGGGCCAUAUUAGGAAUGAUGAUUUACUCGGUAAUCAUCGUUAACGCCAAUAUGCAACAGUGGAACGAAUUUAAAAUAAAGCAUGGCAAAACCUAUGUAACGCCAGCUGAAGAAGUCCGUCGCUAUGACAUUUUUAAAUCCAACCUUAAAUCUAUUGAAGAACAUAACGCCAAAUAUGAAAAGGGUGAAGCUACUUGGUACCAGGCAGUAAAUCAUAUGUCAGAUUGGACCGAUGAGGAGUUUAAUCAACUUGUUGGAGUUCUACCCUAUGAACAUAUCAAAAACGAAAACUAUCACAUACCUUCAGGAGUAAGAGUUCCUAGUUCUAUUGAUUGGAGAGAUAAGGGAGUUGUUAACGAGGUACAGCAGCAGGGAUCGUGUGGAUCUUGUUGGACCUUUACUGUUGCUGGAACAAUAGAAGGAAUGUAUGGAAUAAAAACAGGAAAACUAGUAAAACUUUCUGAGCAAAACCUUUUAGACUGCGCGACUAUUGAAAACGGAUAUUACUGUUUUGGUUGUACUGGUGGGAUCCCUGAGUCGGCUUUACAAUAUGUUCAGGACAACGGAAUUGCAUACUAUGACGAUUACCCUUAUGAAGGAGAAGUAAAUACUUGCAGGAACAAAUCCUCCGUUCUCAAUAUUUCUGGCUACACAUCUGUAGCUGAUAACAACGAAACAGAUCUGCUUGACGCUGUUGGAAAUGUUGGUCCUGUAGCUGUAGCUAUAAAUCAUUAUCUUAUUAAAAAUUAUGCCGGUGGGAUCUUCCAGGAUCAGGAUUGCUCUAAAAGUGUAACACAUGGUGUUUUGGCCAUUGGCUACGGAUCAGAAAAUGAAACUGAUUAUUGGUUAAUUAAAAACUCUUGGGGAACAACUUGGGGAAUAUCUGGAUACAUGAAAAUGAUCAGAGGGCAAAAUAUGUGUGGAAUAGCUUCCCAGGCUUGUUAUGCUAACAUCUAAAUCUAAUUAAAAAAUUAGGUUUUUAUACUAUUUUAUAUUAAUAUGCUUGGUAAUUUUAUGCAAAAUGGUAAAUAAAUAAAUGGAUAUUAUUAGUUAAAGAA